This is a messenger RNA of Cynocephalus volans (Philippine flying lemur), 984 nucleotides long. RefSeq names its product FKBP prolyl isomerase family member 6 (inactive) (gene FKBP6). The record is from RefSeq and is a predicted model, not a curated record. The transcript is spliced from 8 exons. NCBI's taxonomy places the organism in Eukaryota, Metazoa, Chordata, Mammalia, Dermoptera, Cynocephalidae. Gene Ontology annotation, biological process: piRNA processing; spermatogenesis. Gene Ontology annotation, cellular component: cytoplasm. Gene Ontology annotation, molecular function: peptidyl-prolyl cis-trans isomerase activity; Hsp90 protein binding. The coding region runs from base 1 to 984 and encodes 327 amino acids.
AUGGGGGACAGCGCCCGGAACAGGGGAGUCCUGGAUGGGAAAGACGCCCCCGGCCAGUCCCUGUAUGAGCGGUUAAGUCAGAGGAUGCUGGACAUUUCUGGGGACCGAGGAGUACUGAAGGAUGUCAUCCGAGAGGGUGCUGGAGAACUGGUGACACCUGAUGCUUCGGUGCUAGUGAAAUAUUCUGGAUAUCUGGAGCACAUGGACAAGCCCUUCGAUUCUAAUUGCUUUAGGAAAACUCCUCGGCUAAUGAAACUUGGAGAGGAUAUCACCCUUAGAGGCAUGGAACUGGGUCUUCUGAGCAUGCGGAGAGGGGAACUAGCCAGGUUUCUAUUCAGACCAUCCUACGCCUAUGGAGCGCUGGGCUGCCCUCCCCUGUUCCCCCCAAACACCACUGUUCUGUUUGAGAUUGAGCUGCUUGACUUCCUAGACUCUGCUGAGUCAGACGAGUUUUGUGCUCUCUCAACUGAGCAACAAAACCAAUUUCCUCUUCAGAAGGUCCUAAAAGUGGCAGCUACUGAACGGGAGUUUGGCAACUACCUUUUCCGCCAAAAUCGUUUCUGUGAUGCCAAAGUGAGAUAUAAACGGGCCUUGUUGCUUCUGCACCGGCGGCUAGCGCCCCCUGAAGACCAGCACCUGCUGGAGGCCGCCAAGCUUGCUGUUCUCCUUAACCUGUCUUUUACGUACCUGAAGCUGGACAAGCCCACCAUGUCCCUGCGCUAUGGAGAGCAGGCUCUGGUCAUUGACCAGAAAAAUGCCAAGGCCCUCUUCAGGUGUGGACAGGCUUGUCUCCUCAUGGCUGAGUAUCAGAAGGCCCGGGAUUUUUUAGUUCGAGCCCAGAAGGAACGACCCUUCAGUCAUGACAUCAAUAGCGAGCUGAAGAAACUGGCCCGCUAUUACAGUGACUAUGUGGAUAAAGAGAAGGAAAUGUGUCACCGAAUGUUUGCUCCUUCUGCAAAUGGCUCUACAGUAGGAGAAGAUUAA